Messenger RNA from Cheilinus undulatus (humphead wrasse), 3111 nucleotides. RefSeq names its product nuclear receptor subfamily 1, group D, member 4a (gene nr1d4a). Gene Ontology annotation, molecular function: RNA polymerase II cis-regulatory region sequence-specific DNA binding; nuclear receptor activity; zinc ion binding. The record is from RefSeq and is a predicted model, not a curated record. The coding region runs from base 111 to 1868 and encodes 585 amino acids. Gene Ontology annotation, biological process: hormone-mediated signaling pathway; positive regulation of transcription by RNA polymerase II; negative regulation of transcription by RNA polymerase II. Lineage: Eukaryota; Metazoa; Chordata; Actinopteri; Labriformes; Labridae. The transcript has 8 exons.
UUUCUUCACUUUUUCAUCUUUCUCCAAAAGACUUUUGCUCCAGUCUAGUGAACUUUAACGGAGGUCUGUCCUCAAGUCUACUUACAGUUAUCGACAACAAUCAAUCAGGAAUGGAUAACAGUCCUGGAGGUGCUGGUGGAGUCAUUCUGUACGCAGGCUCCUCCGGCAGUGCAAGCCCCAGCCCGGGUAGCCCCUCAAGCGGGUACCAGACACAGUCACCCUCUUCACACUCCCAGCCAUCGUCUCCAGAAGAGGUAACCUUCACAGAGAUCGGGGCGUUAAAACAAAGAUCCGGUGGGUGCACAACCCCGCCCUCCAAAUUGGUGUUCCAGUUCCCGGAGGUGUACAGCGGCCCCUCUGUAGCAGCAGCAGCAGCAGCCACUCCUCAGCACACCUACACACAUCCCAUCGCAGGAAAGAGGCCAUGCGGGUUCACAGGAACUUUUACAAAGACAGGAGGAAUGGUCCUUCUAUGCAAAGUCUGUGGAGACAUAGCAUCAGGUUUUCAUUAUGGAGUGCAUGCAUGUGAGGGUUGCAAGGGUUUUUUCCGCCGCAGCAUCCAGCAGAACAUCAACUACAAGAUGUGCGUGAAGAAUGAGAACUGUCUGAUCAUGCGCAUGAACCGCAACCGGUGCCAGCACUGCCGCUUCAAGAAAUGCCUCUCUGUUGGCAUGUCAAGAGAUGCUGUUCGUUUUGGCCGCAUCCCCAAGCGAGAGAAGCAGCGACUUCUUGAUGAGAUGCAGAGCUACAUGAACAGCCUAAAUGAGUCGGCUGCACUGGAAAUGGACUCAUCCUCCAUGAGGGACACUCCCUCCAGCCCAGAAGAUGGCAACUCAAAAGAGGCCAUUGGGGCCAUCUCCAGAGCCUAUCGUGACAUCUUCGCCAGCAGGACCAACAGCAGCAGCCAGGAAAGACCUGCCAAGAGAGCUAACAUCCCCCACGCCAACAGCAAUACAUCUCACUUUUCUCAGGAUGCUGCUUUUACCCAAGCCCCCUCUCAGCCAGCCUCCACUCAAAGUUAUCAGUCCUGCCCUGCUGUACCUGCUGCUCAGUCCCCGGUUACUCACAGUGAAAACCAGCAUACGUUCCAAAAUGUGGAUAACAAUCACUUUACCUACUCAUUGCCAGCAAAUCAGAAUCACAAUCAAAAUCAGGCAAACAGCAUAACACCUCACAGGGGAAGCUCUGCAAAUUAUAACAGCUAUCGCACAACAGGAAGUUCCCAAAGUCAGCCAUCCUGCCCGUGGAAGUUAGCUCCAGGAGCUAAAGUACUGGCCUGCCCUCUCAAUGCAUGGCCUGUAUCAGGGCCAGAACGCUCCAGUCAGGAGAUAUGGGAAUCCUUCUCCCAGUGCUUCACUCCUGCUGUCAAAGAGGUGGUAGAGUUUGCCAAGGGCAUCCCAGGAUUUCAAGAGCUUGGCCAGCAAGACCAGGUUAUGCUGCUCAAAUCAGGCACCUUUCAGGUUCUGAUGGUGAGGUUCAGCACUUUGUUUAAUGCUGGGGAACGUACAGUUACCUUCCUGAACGGCCAAACUUAUCCCCUUGCCACCCUGCGUGCCUUGGGCAUGGGCUCUUUGCUGGAUGCAAUGUUUGAGUUCAGUGAGAAGCUGGGCUCCCUGGGGCUGGAACCUGAUGAGAUGGCUCUCUUUAUGGCUGUGGUGCUGGUCUCUGCAGACCGUUCCGGCAUCUCCGAUAUGCGAGCUGUGGAGCAGCUCCAGGAGGGUCUGAUUCGGGCUCUGCGGUCACUGAUCACCCGACGUCGCCCGGAUGACACUGCCCUCUUUCCAAAACUCCUCCUGCGCUUGCCGGAUCUGCGCACCCUCAACAAUCUGCACUCCGACAAACUGUUGGCCUUUCGCAUCGAUCCUUAAGAGGGUUGCUUGCUAUAAGAGCACACAGACACAAACUGUUUAAUUAAAAAAUACAGUCACAACACACACAAACAGACAUACACGCUCAAACUUCCUUCCAAGGGCAGGACUUCCUUGAAGAUAGAGCAACCAUGAAUUGUGCAAUCUAAGGAGGGUUUUUCAGGAGGACAGUAGCGAACAUAUUAUGGAUUCGUUAUUGAUCUUUUUGCUUCAUGUUUUAGUACAACUACAUAAACAUACAUACUCAUGUAUCCACAUGAACCUCAACAUCUCUUGAAGACAUUGUUCCAGUUUGAAAUGUAAUUUUUCAUGUAGAGUAACUAUUACCCUUUUGGAUGAAUCAUUUGUGCACUUGCUCAUUAUAUCCAAUGUAUUUAAGAAUAAAAGCCAGUUCACUUCUGUUUAUUCCUUAAGUCGUACAGUAUCAACAGGCCGUCAACAAGCAGCAGAUGAAAGGUGGAUAUCAUAGCUCUAAACAGUUGUUUCUUAGGGACCAUAAGUGAUGAAGACCAUCUUUAGUUUGUGUAAAACAAAGGGAAUUUGUAUAUAAUGCAUAGUAAAAUUUGAACUACUAAGGUAAUUUGUAUCACUGUUUCACAAACACACCAUCUGUAUUGGUACUGGAAUGAGACCACUUUAUUAAUGUGUCACUUGUACACGAUAGGAUGCUUUCUGUCUGUCUAUUUUUGACUAAUCUUCCAGACAAGACUUUGGUUAAAAUAUGCCAACUUUAUAAGUUAAUGGCAUUUUAUUUUAUUUCAUAAAAACGUGUCUGUGUUGCUAAGCUGUGUCACAUCUGGGCUGAUGGAGAUGCUCUAUGCAUGUUGGUUUUGUAGUUCCUUCGUUUAUUUUUUUCACUGUAAAUAUUAUGUUAUCCAAAUGUCUAUGUAUCAAUGACUGAACUGAUAUGUUGGAUCGGACGGACGAGUUCGGUGUGAAGAAGAAUGUACUGACCUUACUAUACUUGGUGGGGGAUUGGCCAUGCCAAGGGGGCUUUGCUCAGGAGGAUAUGUCGUAGGGAUUCUCAGAUGGUUUAGACACACUUUCUGGUAUCAGAUGAUGUAACCAACCAGCAUAAUCCCUGAGAACACCAGCACUCAUUCCACAUGCACUCUUCCUCUGCCCCCAAUGUUUGUCAUACAAACUAAAGAGAUAUUUUUGGGUGAGAGAUCUUUGUUGAUUGGUCCUCUCACUGCUUGUUGUUUGAUUAUGGAUGAUUGAGGACAUCUUGUAUAUUUUGUAA